UGUGUAUCCCUAAAAUAUCCUUACAAACUUUUUUUACUGUCUAUAUUUUUGCAUAUCAGAAUUCGAUGGAAUGAGUUACCCAACGAGUUUCGGACAAUACCCCAUACAAGUAGGGAUUUCUUCAUAGUUAAGUGAGUUGUGAUGAGUGAACGCGAGGAAACGAGACGGGGGGUGAGUCAGGAACAAAAAAUGGCAGGUGACUCACCAGCCGACUCGCCAUCUCCUUCCCCAAACAAACGUCUCAAAAUCACAACCCCUAAUUCGAAAUCAAUCAUCCAAGACGAACCUAGUAAUCAUCAUCAAGAACAACAAUCAGCGGACGGUGAUGAUUCAGAUACCGAGAGAUGCGGAAUAUGCUUAUCGGACGGUGGAAGAAGAGCAAUCAGAGGCAAGAUCGACAGCUGCGGUCAUUUUUUCUGCUUUGUUUGUAUCAUGGAAUGGGCCAAGGUGGAGUCGCGUUGCCCUAUGUGCAAGCGCAGGUUCACCUCCAUUCAUAGAACUCCGAAGGAAGGUGUCUUUGCUUCCGAACGGAUCGUUAACGUCCCUCAACGAGAUCAGGUUUACCAUCUCUUUGGAAAUGCGACAUCUGAGCCAUUUGAUCCUUAUGCAGAAGUUAAAUGUAGUGUGUGCCAUGAUAUAGCUAAUGAAAGCCUUCUACUACUUUGUGAUCUCUGUGAUUCAGCUGCUCAUACUUAUUGUGUUGGAUUGGGUGCAACUGUACCUGAUGGUGACUGGUUUUGUCAUGACUGUGCUCUUUCCAGGUCUGAACAUGAAAAAACUGAGGUUGAUAUUGACACUGAUGAUCAAAUGAUCUCUGCAAACUCUAAUGUAAAAUUAUCAGCGAAGACAAAUUUUUCAAUUUUUGAUAUUGUUCAAGAAUCAAAUAUCCCAGGAUUAGCAGGACAUAAUGUAAGUGUGUCUUCAUUUCCUAAUGAUUUGCCACCUGCUAUCGUCCCUGGAUUUGAAAGCAGUGGUGAAGAUGAAGUAAGUCGUCCAAGUGAAAGAAGUAGGAAUACUGUGGGUAAUUCAACUGAAUCGGGUGCGAGAACAUUGCGUCUUUGUCGCAAUGUCCACAGCCGCAUACGAGCCCUUCGCGAAAAUUGGCAUGCACUGCAAAGUAGAUCAUUAAGUUUCUCUUCUAAUAUGGUUGAAUCUGGUGGUGGAAGUUGUAGAAAAGGUAAGUUCACUGCAGUAUUUAAUUGUAGAUCAAGUGAAUCACAAUCAUCCUCUUCCACAAGUAAACAAUCUACUUCUCAAGACAGUUUUGUUGAGCCUAAGGGAGACUUGUAUGAUAUUGGCAAGGCAUGGAAAAUGAUGAAUAUUGCAAAGUCAAUGCAAAAGAAUUGUAAGAGGACUAGUAGUCUUAGCCAGACCUCAACAAAACUCUCUUGCCUUGGAAAUACUUCAAAAGAGGCAAUUGGCAGUUCAGGUCUUCAUAUAUCUAAAAUUCAGCGAAAUGAAACUAGGAAUGAGCAAAGAACAGGCAAAGAGAAGUCUUACAUGUAUUAUUGUCAUGAAAGGGAAAAGGAAAAGCACGAAUCUCCAGAGGCUGAAAAGCAGAAGAGGAAGGUUAUGAAUAUAGAAUCCAGUGAGGGAGUUCUUACUUCUCAUUCACCUCGUUUUUUUCAAACUCCAUCAUCUACAAAGGUCCAUAUUGAAAAUGGCUAUCAUGUAAAAGAUGUGGGGCCAUUUGUGAAAAAUGCACAAAAUAGAUGUCCAGAAUCAUCACCUAAUGUAAACACAGAGGGCCAACCUUCUUGUUCAACUAGUUUGGUUGAUUCAAUUCUAGGAGGAUCUGCUGAUUCAUUGGAUUCCAACUUGGAGGUGGGUGUAUCUAAGUUAAAUAUACCUGAGGCGAGAACCAGGUUGGAGAAGAAUUGUUCCAAAAGCAAGGAUAGAAAAGAUGAUAAUGUCAAAAGUGAGAUCCAAUCCCUUGUUAAACUCAAUUUGAAGCUCCUAAGCCAAGACAAAAAAUUAGGAGUUGAUGCAUUCAAGGAGAUUGCGAGGCUUGCUACCCAUACCAUCUUGGCAGCAUGUGGUUUUCAGCAUUCAAAAUCCACUAUCCACUCUUUUCCGAGGUCAGUAUGUAGCCAUUCUGAAGAUAUGAACCUGCGACAUAAGUCCACUUUGAUGCCAAAUUCUUGCCGAGAAUGUUUCUAUGUUUUCGUAAAGAAUGUUGUUUGCUCCAUUAUGAUUGAGAAAGGUCACUGUUGACCCUUAUAAGGUUUUACUACCAAGCCGUUAGGAGCACAUCACUUACAAUAAUUGUAUUACAAUUAAUCAAUCAGAUUUUAGAGUUAUAUAGAGUCUAUCAAAAUAUUAUGUAGAGUCCACUCUGAUAAGUGGUGGAUCUUUACAUAUUUAUUGAUUGUAAUUAGACAAUUGUAGCUUGUAAGAAACGUAAAAUAAUAAUGCACAAAUUUAAGUUGGGGUUAUCUUUAUUUAUC
Molecule: messenger RNA, 2447 nt
Organism: Durio zibethinus
Lineage: Eukaryota; Viridiplantae; Streptophyta; Magnoliopsida; Malvales; Malvaceae
Source: RefSeq, a predicted model, not a curated record